Rotaria sp. Silwood2 is the source of this 402-nucleotide messenger RNA. Lineage: Eukaryota; Metazoa; Rotifera; Eurotatoria; Philodinida; Philodinidae. The record is from the annotation of a GenBank genome assembly.
AUGAUUCUUUUCAAACAAUCUGUGCUAAAAAAUAUUUCUAUAGGUAAUUCUAGCAUUCAAGAUUGGGCAAGUAGACUUCCAGUAAUACUCAGUUGUUAUGAAGCAAGAGAUAUAUUCGACACAGAUGAUACUGAUCUGUUUUAUCAGGCAAUACCUGAUCGUUCAUUCGUAUUGUCGAAAGAAGAUUGUAAAGGUGAAAAGAAGAGUAUGGAAAGACUUACAAUUCUUUUAACUAAACUUACGAUUCUGAAUACUUGUCGAGUUGCUGGCUUCGGAAAACCUACUUAUACGUCUUCUUCGAUGGAUACUAAUGAUGCUAUCACUGAACCUGAACUACAAUUAAUCAAUAAUGAUGAUCCACUACAACAACUUGAUAUUUUUAUUAGCUCAUAUUCGGAUUAA